Molecule: messenger RNA, 1125 nt
Organism: Falco peregrinus (peregrine falcon)
Lineage: Eukaryota; Metazoa; Chordata; Aves; Falconiformes; Falconidae
Gene: NFKBIB
Product: NFKB inhibitor beta
Biological process (GO): signal transduction; cellular response to lipopolysaccharide
Cellular component (GO): cytosol
Molecular function (GO): protein binding
Source: RefSeq, a predicted model, not a curated record
CGGCUCCCGGCAGCCCCCGCGCGGCCGCCAUCGCCGGGCCCGGCGGGGAUUUCCCGGGACGGCGGCGGCCCCAUGGCGGCGCGGGCCUGAGGGCGGCCCAGCGCGGCGGGCCCGGCGAUGGCGGCCGCGGCGGAGGCGGCGGCGGCGCCGCCCCCUGGGGAGGUGAAGCGGACCGAGGGGGAUGAGUGGUGCGACAGCGGCCUGGGCUCGCUGGGGGAGGGGCAGCUGGGCCCGUUCCCUGCCAGCCCCGGCCCCGCCAGCCCCGGCCCGGCCCUGGGGAGCGUCGGCGCCGCUGAGGGUGCUCAGGAGGCGGGGGAGGCCCCGGCGGCGGUUGGGGGGGACCCUACGGCCUGGCUGCGGCACGUCCUGGGCUUCCUUACCGAGGAUGGGGACACGGCCUUGCACUUGGCCGUGAUCCACGAGCACGAGGCGUUUCUGGACUCCAUCCUCCAGUACACGGGGGGCACCGAGUACCUGGACCUCCAGAACGACCUGGGGCAGACAGCGCUGCACAUCGCCGUGAUCCUGGGGCUGUCGGGCUUCGUGCGGAAGCUGCGGGCGGCGGGCGCGGGGCUGUGCCUGCAGGAGCGGGGGGGGCACACGGCGCUGCACCUCGCCUGUCGCGAGGGGCGACGCGGCUGCGCCCGCCACCUGCUGGGGACCCCCCCGGCGCCCCCAGCCCGGCACCAGGAGGAGGCGCGCGCCCAGCUCGACAGUGUUAAUUAUGACGGUUACACCCCCCUCCACGUCGCCGUCCUGCGCAAAGACCUGGAGAUGGUGGAGCUGCUGCUCAGCGCUGGAGCUGACCUCAACAAGGCGGAGCCCAGCUGCGGCCGCAGGCCCCUGCACCUGGCGGUGGAGGCGCAGAGCCCCGAGGUGGCCGAGUGCCUCUUACGUGCCGGCGCAGACCCCGCGGCCCGCAUGUACGUGGGAUACACCCCCCUGUACAGCGCCCGCCACCGCCCGCACCCCCGCCUCCCCCAGCUGCUGCGCCGCUUCGGGGCCCAGGCCCCCGGCGACUCCGACGACAGCCCCGACGAGGGGGAGGGGGACAACAGCGACGAGGAAUACGACGAUAUCGUCAUCAACAGCGGGCGCUGCGUGGACUGACCCCCCCCCCACCCC